Triticum urartu is the source of this 903-nucleotide messenger RNA. It is a transcript of the gene ARFC1, whose product is annotated as ADP-ribosylation factor C1. Gene Ontology annotation, molecular function: GTPase activity; GTP binding. The record is from RefSeq and is a predicted model, not a curated record. NCBI's taxonomy places the organism in Eukaryota, Viridiplantae, Streptophyta, Magnoliopsida, Poales, Poaceae.
AAACAAAGAAAUCCGCCGAGUUUUUGUCUUGGUUCGGUACAGCCCGGCCGUGGCACGCACGGACGGCGGGUGACGUGGUACAAAGAAAUCCUUUUCCUUCUUCCUUCUCCCUUUCCUCCACGAAGCCGAUCCAAUCUCCUCUCCGCCCCUCGUAGAUCCGAUCACCAGCGAGGUUCGGAUUUGAGGGAGGGAAAGGAUGGGGGCGUGGAUGUCCCGGGUGUGGUUUCUCAUGUUCCCGUCCAAGGAGUACAAGAUCGUGGUCGUGGGGCUCGACAACGCCGGAAAGACCACCACGCUCUACAAGCUCCACCUUGGCGAGGCGGUCACCGCCGCGCCAACCAUCGGCAGCAACGUCGAGGAGGUCGUGUUCAAGAAUAUACGCUUCGAGGUGUGGGAUCUAGGAGGACAAGAGAGCCUACGCACUUCAUGGGCGACAUACUAUAGAGGAACUCAUGCUGUCAUCGUGGUAAUCGACAGCACCGACCGUGCUCGGAUCAACAUCAUCAAGGAUGAGCUCUUCCGGUUGAUUCAGCAUGCAGACCUUGACAACACGGUGGUCCUUGUGUUUGCAAACAAGCAGGAUCUCAAGGAUGCCAUGUCGGCGGCUGAGAUCACAGACGCCCUGUCCCUCCACAGCAUAAAGAACCACGACUGGCACAUACAGGCCUCGUGCGCGAUCACUGGUGAGGGCCUCUAUGAUGGGAUGGGAUGGAUAGCCCAGAAAGUUGCCGGAAAGGCCACCGCAAGCUGACCACAAAAACAUUGUUUUGGUGAAUUUGUUGGAAAAGGGAGGCAGGAUGGGUUUGUUUGUUCUUGCCAUUUCGGUGUUUAUUUAUGUUGUUAAAUAUGUGAGAACUGUGUACUCCCACCGAUCUGAAUAUAAAAAGCCAAAUUUGCAAGGCA